UAUAUAAUAUAAAGUCCCUCCACAGCAAUACUGCAGAGCAGAAGCUAGCAUUAAUUAUUUUCCUCUCUCUUUUCUUUUCUCUCUCUCCAUUAGGAUCAAUGGCUGUUUUUAACUCUCUUUCAACACCUUUUUUAAUUACCAAAUCAUCUUACACUACAAGGACAAUAAGGCUCCCUCUCCACAGACAAGUGGUGUUUGCAAGUGUUGAUCAUGACAAUAUUUCAAACAACAUCUCAUCAUCAACAACAACAAUAAUUAGUCCUCCUCAGAUCAAAUCAACUUCGAAAAAUAAGCUUACGGUAUUUGAAGAUAAGUCAACGGGUAUAGUUUGUUAUAGAGAUGAAAAUGGAGAGAUCAUAUGUGAAGGGUAUGAUGAAGGCCCUCGUUUCUACCACCAACUCCCAAAAUCUCCUUCUAAAUCAAGAGAUGAAGAAAUUGUAGAGCUCAUCCAAAGAAAUUGGCUUCAUAUAGCUGAUGUUGCUGUGGAAUGAACACAUUUUUGUGCAGUCUCAACAAGCUUAAUUGACUACAUGUUUGGAGUUCAAACUAAUUAGAUAAUGUAAGAUGAAUAUUAUGUAUUCAUUUUGUUCUAUUUAGACUCAUAGUCAUCGUUGUUCUAAUAGCUAAUGUUUUGACAAAACGAUAAGCGAUAUUAGUACGAUUGAUGUAUUGGAAAUUCAUUUUGCACUUUUUUCAACAACAAAAAAAAAUUUUGUUUG
Messenger RNA from Solanum dulcamara, 719 nucleotides. RefSeq lists its product as uncharacterized. The coding region runs from base 99 to 491 and encodes 130 amino acids. The transcript has 3 exons. The record is from RefSeq and is a predicted model, not a curated record. NCBI's taxonomy places the organism in Eukaryota, Viridiplantae, Streptophyta, Magnoliopsida, Solanales, Solanaceae.